Molecule: messenger RNA, 1011 nt
Organism: Osmia lignaria (orchard mason bee)
Lineage: Eukaryota; Metazoa; Arthropoda; Insecta; Hymenoptera; Megachilidae
Source: RefSeq, a predicted model, not a curated record
CUCGUCCAUGAACUGCGAGUACUUGUCUCGCCAGGCUUCGUUGGACGCCAACUUGCGCUCACAGCUGAGCAGCAGCUUUAGCGCCGUCGAUCUGCUGGGCUUCAGGGCGAGGCUUGGAUCCAAUUUGAAAGCCAGGGCACCUUUGGUUGUUGCGGGAUGCAACACGGGGUCGGCCGCCUGAGCAGCAUCCAGCGCUUGGAUGCGAUUUUCUAGGAAAAGAGAAAGCUGUCGGAACGACGGGAUGUCACGACUAUCAGCAAGAGAGGUUUCCCAGGCCAGACUGCUGUUGCGCGGGAGGGCAGGAGAGAAGAGCCCGGUGGUGCGAGAAAGACAGAAGACGCAAAUUCCCGUACCGCUGCUCCAGAUCCUCCCAGGCUCCUUGGUAUCCAGCAUCGGUGAUUGGCGUAUUUUGGAUGACCUCCGCCGCUUCCCCGGUCAAGGCCGUCUUCAGGUACAGCAAUUUCUGUACAUCUGGAAGAUUGGGAACGCUGUGAACGAGGCUCCGGAAAAGAUCUCGGAAACUCUCCCACUGCAGGGGGUCUCCCGAGAAGAUCAGGGCGUUUCCGAAAACCGUUAGAAGCACCGACUGUUGACUCGAAGUUCAAGACGUUCCGAAGCGUUUACAAACACAGGCUCGACCUCAGGAGACAACGCCCAAGCGGGUGACGUCACGGCAGGACCGUUACGGCAAGAGAAAUGAUUUAAAUAAAGAAUGGGACUUAUCUUUCUCCUUUUGACUCCCUUUUCCGAGGCCUGGUUGAUUUGUUCGUGGAGUCCGGUCUUGAGGCGGCGAGUCAAUCCUCCCGCGUUGGAGUCCAGCCGCAAUUUCCCAGGAAUCGUCACUGGCACCACUCACUCGCGACGUGGAAGAACGUUCGUUGACCGCAAAAAUCCGGCUCGAAGGACCAAUGUUUGAUCGUUUCGCCCCUUAACCGGGAAAGGGGUUAGAGAACGGAUUCGGCUGAAAGUUUUUGCCGGUGCGCGACCUUGCCGAAGCGAUCCCUUCCGAUG